AUGGGGAAGCUGCACGCUUUCAUUAUUUCCUUCUUGCUCCUGAGCUUUUCUCUCAUCUUGUGCCAUUUGACAGAAGCCAAAUGCUUUUGGAGAAUAAAACACAGUGAAGAUGAUGGAGAUUUGCUAACUGACUGUCUAUUUUUUCUUUACACAUAUUUGGAUCUUCCUGUAGAGGAAGAUUUUUAUAAGAAUCUCCUUGAUUUCAGAAUACCAACAUGGAAAUAUGAGUUUAUUCUGAUACUGCUUUUUGCUACUGAUGAAAUAAACAGGAACCUUUAUAUCUUACCCAACACGUCUUUGUUAUUUUCCAUGUAUGUUAACAUGUGUUCUGAUACCCUGAGAGCAAUAGAUGAACCAAGUUCACCACAAAGCAAUAGUUUAUAUUUCCCUAAUUAUAUCUGUGGAGUGUCUGUAUAUAUGGUGGAACUCACAGGAUCAUUAUGGGCUAUGUCUUUAAAACUGGCAACCUUUCCCCCUUCUCCAAAGGUUUUCUUUGGACCAUUUCAUCCUAUUCUGAGUGACAAUGUCCAUUUUCCCCAUGUCUACCAGAUAGCACACAAGGAUACAUGUUUGCCCCAUGCCAUGGUCUCUUUGAUGCUUUAUUUUACAUGGACCUGGAUAGUGCUGGUCAUUUCAGAUGACAACCAGGGAAUUCAGUUCCUUUCAGACUUGAGAGAAGAGAUGCAAACUAAUGGAGUCUGUUUAGCUUUUGUGAAUGUGAUCCCCGAAACCAUGCAGCUAUACAUGACAAGGGCCGUGAUAUAUGAUGAACAAAUCAGGACAUCCACUGCAAAAGUUGUUGUCAUUUAUGGUGAAAUGAACUCUACCCUGGAAGCCAGCUUUAGAAGAUGGGUAUAUUUAGGUGUCCAGAGAAUCUGGGUCACCACCUCACAAUGGGAUGUCAUCCCAAGUAAGAAAGAUUUCAGCCCUGACCCCUUCAAUGGGACUAUCACUUUUGCACACCACCAUGUUGAUAUUCCUAAAUUUAAGAAUUUUAUUCGAACCAUGAACACUUCCAAAUAUCCAGUAGACAUUUCUCAGAUGAGAGAGAAGUGGAAUUACUUUAACUGUUCAGUUUCCAAUAUCUAUAGCUAUAGCACAAUGAAUCACUGUUCAUUCAACACUUCAUUGGAAUGGUUAUCAGAACAUAAGUUUGACAUGGCUCUGAGUGAAGAGGGUUACAACUUAUACAAUGCUGUGUAUGCUGUGGCCCACACCUACCAUGAAAUCAUUCUUCAACAAAUAGAGUCUCAGCAAACUGCAGAACGCAUAGGAAUAUUUUCUGACUAUCAGCAGCUUACUUCUUUGCUGAAGAAGAGGAUAUUUACUAACCUUGUUGGAGAACUGGUGAAUAUGAAUCUGAGACAAAAUCUGUGUGCAGAGUAUGACGUUUUCAACAUUUGGAGUUUCCCACAAGGCUUUGGAUUAAAGGUGAAAACAGGGGGCUAUUCCCUUUAUUUUCCACAGAGCCAACAACUGCACAUAUCUGAAGACUUACAAUUGGCCAUGGGAGCAACCCCGGUUCCCAUCUCUACAUGCAGUGUGAUAUGUGCUCCUGGAUUCAGGAAAUUUCAUCAGGGACAAGCAGGAGACUGCUGCUUUGAUUGUGCCCAGUGCCCAGAAAAUGAGGUUUCUAAUGAGACAGCAGAUAUGGAACAUUGUGUGAGAUGUCCAGAUGACCAGUAUGCCAACAGAGUGCACACAUUCUGCCUGCAGAGGCAUGUCUCCUUUCUGUCUUAUGAAGACCCAGUGGGGAUGGCUCUGGCUUGCACGUCCCUGGGUUUCUCUGCACUCACAUCUGUUGUACUUGGUGCUUUUGUGAAGCACAAUGACACUCCCAUUGUGAAGGCCAAUAACCGCAUUCUCAGCUACAUCCUACUGAUCUCCAUCACCUUCUGUUUUCUAUGCCCAUUCCUAUUCAUUGGGCAUCCAAAUAUGGGCACCUGCAUCCUGCAACAAAUAACAUUUGGAGUUUUUUUUACAGUGGCUCUUUCUACUGUCUUGACCAAGACAAUUACUGUGGUCCUGGCCUUCAAGCUCAAUACUCCAGGAAGAAAGAUGAGAUGGAUGUUGACAUCAGGGGCACCUAACUUUGUCAUUCCUAUCUGUACCCUGGUCCAACUUGUUCUCUGUGGAAUCUGGCUGGUAAUGUCACCUCUUUUUAUUGACAUAGAUUUACACUCUGAACAUGGGCAAAGCAUUAUUGCAUGCAACAAAGGUUCAGUCAUUGCAUUCCACCUUGUCCUGGGAUACUUGGGCUCUGGGGAGCUUCACUGUUGCUUUCAUGGCCAGAAUCUGCCUGACAGAUUCAAUGAAGCCAAAUUCCUGGCCUUUAGCAUGCUGGUGUUCUGUAGUGUAUGGGUCACCUUUCUUCCUGUCUACCAUAGCACUAAGGGGAAGGUCACGGUGGCUGUGGAGGUCUUCUCCAUCUUGGCCUCCAGUGCAGGGUUGUUAGUAUGCAUUUUUGUCCCAAAGUGCUAUGUUAUUUUGUUAAGACCAGAUUCAUAUCCUCUUCAAAAGUACAGUGAUAAAGCACUGCAUUGA
Psammomys obesus (fat sand rat) is the source of this 2544-nucleotide messenger RNA. Its product is annotated as vomeronasal type-2 receptor 116-like. The record is from RefSeq and is a predicted model, not a curated record. Gene Ontology annotation, biological process: G protein-coupled receptor signaling pathway. Lineage: Eukaryota; Metazoa; Chordata; Mammalia; Rodentia; Muridae. Gene Ontology annotation, molecular function: G protein-coupled receptor activity. Gene Ontology annotation, cellular component: membrane.